This is a messenger RNA of Colius striatus (speckled mousebird), 1572 nucleotides long. Its product is annotated as pancreatic lipase-related protein 2-like. NCBI's taxonomy places the organism in Eukaryota, Metazoa, Chordata, Aves, Coliiformes, Coliidae. The record is from RefSeq and is a predicted model, not a curated record. Gene Ontology annotation, biological process: lipid metabolic process. Gene Ontology annotation, molecular function: triacylglycerol lipase activity; protein binding.
AUGUUUGCAAUGUGGAUCAUUCCCCUUUUUCUUCUCGAUGUAGCCAGAGGAAGGGAAGUUUGCUACAAAAGGCUUGGGUGCUUUGAAGAUACUCCCCCUUGGUCUGGGAUCCCAGGGAGAGAGCUAACAGGUUUGCCUAGCUCUCCAGAAGAUGUGAACACCAUUUUCCUUCUUUACACUAGAGACAACAUCAUGAAACAUCAGCAAAUUUCUACUAAGAAUCCUUCAACUAUCAAAGCUUCGAACUUCCGAGCGCACAGGAAAACACGCAUCCUCAUCCACGGCCACCUCGUUGGAGCAGACCUCCCCUGGAUAAAGACUAUGUGCAGGUCCAUGUUUCUUGCUGAAGAUGUGAACUGCAUUUUGAUUGACUGGAGAGGAGGCUCUAGUGGUCUGUACACCGACGCAGUUAACAACGUCCGCAUCGUGGGGGCCGAGCUGGUGUCUCUGGUGAACCUUCUGGAGAAGGACUACGGCUACUCUCCUGCCAACAUUCAUUUGAUCGGCCAUAGUCUUGGAGCACAUGCUGCAGGGGAAGCAGGGAGAAGGAAACCUGGCAUUGGAAGGAUAACAGGUUUGGAUCCAGCUGGGCCCCUCUUCCAGUAUACUCCCACAACAGUUAGGCUGGAUCCUUCAGAUGCUAAAUUUGUUGAUGUAAUUCAUACUCACGCUGGUCAUCUUUUCUUUGACUUUGCUCCAGGGAUUCUUCAGACUUGUGGCCACCUGGAUUUUUACCCAAAUGGUGGGAGGCAGAUGCCAGGAUGCAGGCAGCUUCGUGUACCUCCUGCAACUCGGAAUAUCAAUGACCUUAUGAGAGAAUAUAGAUCUCUUGGAUGUGGACAUAAAAGAAGUCUCCGGUAUUAUGCUGAGAGUAUUAUCACUCCAAAGGGAUUUGUUGGGUAUAGGUGUGAAACAUAUCAAGCUUUUGUAUUGGGAAACUGCUUCCCAUGUCCAAAGGAAGGAUGCCCACUGAUGGGUCAUUAUGCUGAUGAGUUUAUAUAUAAAACUGAAAAAGAACAGCAAAAGGUUUAUUUAAACACAGGGCCCUCCCCUCCGUUUGCUCGCUGGCGAAAACAGAUACAUGUCAGAGUAUCUGCAACAGAAACCAUGAAGGGAAAUAUAGAUGUAGCCUUGACUGGAACUAAUGGGAUCAGGAAAAGAUAUACAAUUGACAAGGGAGCUUUUCAACCAGGCAACACAUACUUUAACUAUAUUGACACAGAAAUCUCUGGGAACAUUUCAAAAGCUGAGUUUCUCUGGCAAAAGCAUCCACAUGUACAAAGAGGCUGCAUGGGAGCUGAAGAAGUCACAGUAAUAUCAGGGGAAAAUGGAAAUGUCUGUGUUCUGUGGCUGUGGAACUGUGAGAUCCAGCACGUGGCAAGCCCUGGCUCCUUGCUGAGGCUGUGAUUGUCCCCUGGGGCAGCCCCUCAUCAGCCACUUCUUCAGCCAGCAGCAAACUGUUCACAAAGCUUUCAAUACAUGGUGAAAAAUUUGCCCAGCCCACUACAAAAGCUCUCUUUCCAUAUUAGUGUCAUCAGCUUUUAUCCACACAGGGGAGUUACACUUCUGUGA